This is a messenger RNA of Cornus florida, 2224 nucleotides long. Its product is annotated as 7-deoxyloganetic acid glucosyl transferase-like. Gene Ontology annotation, molecular function: UDP-glycosyltransferase activity. The record is from RefSeq and is a predicted model, not a curated record. Lineage: Eukaryota; Viridiplantae; Streptophyta; Magnoliopsida; Cornales; Cornaceae. The transcript is spliced from 2 exons. The coding region runs from base 102 to 1553 and encodes 483 amino acids.
UUUUCAACCACAAAAAGUUCUUCAAGUCUGCUAUACUUUGAAUUACAAAUUUGGAUCUGAGUGAAUCACAGUGAGAAGAUCGGAGGAUCCAACAAGUUUUAAUGGAUCAUCAAGUAGCACCACCACUCCCUCCUCACGUGCUCGUCUUCCCGUUGCCGAUUCAAGGCCACGUGAACUCCAUGCUCAAGCUGGCCGAGCUUCUGUGUCUUGGCAAGCUACAUGUGACCAUGCUAGUCUCCGAGUAUAGCCACAGCCGCUUCCUCCGGCACACCCAUGUCCAUUCCCACUUCGCUCGCUAUCCCGGAUUUUCUUUCAGGACAAUUCCGGAUGGCCUGCCCGACGAUCAUCCGCGUGCCGGUGAGAGAUUUAUGGAGAUUUUUCCUUCUCUUAAGUCCGUAACGGGGCCACUAUUCAGAGAGAUGAUGAUUGGCACCAAUUUCUUGGGUACUGGAACAAGGCGGCCUGUGACAUGCAUCAUAGCAGACGGGAUCCUGGGUUUUGCUGGUGAUUUGGCUAUCGAGAGAGAAAUUCCACUUAUUUAUUUUCGCACUAUCAGUGCUUGCUCAUUUUGGGCUUAUUUUUGUUUGCCUCAACUCAUUGAAGCUGAUGAAAUUCCCUUGAAAGGUAUAAAUGGCAUGGACCUACCGGUAAAGAGCGUACCAGGCAUGGAGGGUUUUCUCCGGCGACGUGACCUUCCGAGUUUUUGUCGUGUUGACGAAGUUAAUGAUUUGCAAUUAGAACUCUUCAACGCUGAGACAAGACAAAGUCGACGAGCCCAAGCACUAAUAAAGAACACAUUUGAUGACCUAGAAGGACCCAUACUCUCUCAAAUUCGUACUCAUUGUCCCAACCUCUUCCCCAUCGGACCACUUCAUGCGCACCUAAAAGCUAGACUUGCAGCAGAUACCAACUCUUCCUCAACCUAUUCGAGUAGUUUCUGGGAGGAAGAUCGAAGUUGUGUGACAUGGCUCGAUUCGCAACCGUCCAAAUCUGUUAUCUACGUGAGCUUUGGAAGUCUCACUAUUGUGACAAAACACCAACUCAUGGAGUUUUGGUAUGGUCUGGUGAAUAGUGGGCAGCGGUUCUUGUGGGUCAUGCGGCCAGACUCCAUUGCCGAAAAAGAUGAGGGUCAGAUUCCGGUGGAGCUUGUGGAGGGCACGAGGGAGAGGGGGUACAUGGUGGAAUGGGCCCCACAAGAGGAGGUUCUGGCCCACGCAGCUGUUGGUGGGUUUUUGACCCACAGUGGGUGGAACUCCACUUCGGAGAGCAUAGUCUCGGGUGUGCCAAUGAUUUGUUGGCCUUACUUUGCAGACCAAACAAUCAAUAGUAGGUUUGUUGGUGAAGUUUGGAAACUUGGUUUGGACAUGAAAGAUACUUGUGAUCGAGUUGUAAUUGAGAAGAUGAUCAGAGAUUUGAUGGAUGUUAAAAAAGAUGAGUUUCAAGAACGAGCGAAUCAUAUGGCAAAGUUGGCGAAACAAGCUGUAAGUGAAAAUGGGUCGUCCUACUGUAAUUUGGAUAAUCUGAUUAAAUACAUAAAAUCAAUGAUUGAGUAAUAAAGUUGAAACAAAUUGUUUGGAGGAGUUUCUAACUCGGUGGUGGAGAAGUGAGAUGAUAAUGGUGGUGGUGGUUCUGAAAUUCCGGCAAAGAGUAGGAAAGGAGACAGACACGGGUUUAACCCGCAUAAAUGAACAUUACUCAUGUUUUUAUUAUUUUUAAUAUCGGACAAGUGUCAGGCCAGGUCAAUUGGGAGGAAGUAUUACUCAUUUUUAUAGAAAAUAAAGAAUAAUAGUUCAGUCAUGCCUAUUUUGCAUAUUAAUGUGUCUCAAUAAGAGGUUAAUAUUUUUUUUAAAUUUAAACACUAUAAAAUGAAUUAAAAGACGAGUAAAUUCAAUAAAGGUAGAGAAUCGAAAUCUAAGGUUCCAAAAUUCAACAAAUGCUCUAUCACCCUUUUAACUUUUGAGAAAUCUACAUUUAUUACAUCAUAAGCCAAACAUGGUGCAAGUAUAUUUGUCCUCUUCAUUUAAAAAAAAAAAAUUAUUUAGUGAAAGAACAAUCCAACUAAGCCGUCCAAGAUUGACACCUCAAGUGUCAGAUGAUACUACCAUAUCACUUUCCGUUCACACUCGCAAUCCAUUGCGUUUUCUCACAUAGCGCAUGCGUCACUGAUGAGAGUAUUCAGAAGUGGACCCCACUGUCCCAAUAAUAUCAAUGAUUCAAUAGAAGU